Messenger RNA from Eucalyptus grandis, 1359 nucleotides. RefSeq lists its product as uncharacterized. The transcript has 6 exons. The record is from RefSeq and is a predicted model, not a curated record. Bases 218 to 1027 code for a protein of 269 amino acids. Lineage: Eukaryota; Viridiplantae; Streptophyta; Magnoliopsida; Myrtales; Myrtaceae.
AAAUCGUUGCCGUUUCAGAAAUUGCCGACGCCACUCAUCCUCGGCCACUGCCUUCCCCAAAGCUAACGACAGCGACACUCCUCAGUUCUCUCCCCAUCUCUGCUCCCUCUCUCGCGAUGAUGCUGCUGCUGCUGCUGCUGCUGCUGCUUCCAGCUUGAAUCCUCUCGACAACCGCCGCUCGAGCGAUAACCACCGACCGACCGAGCCUCCACCGGAAAUGGCGGCGGCGGUGGCGACGGCGACGGCGACGAGCUGCUCCGUUUCUCCUCCCUCCCUCGCCUUCUCCUCCGCCUCCUAUCCCCGCGCGGCGGGCCCCCGCAACCGCCUCUCCUUCCGGCACGCCCUCCUCCGCCCCGCUUCCUCCGACGACGGCGGCUCCGGCUCCGGCUCCGGCUCGUCCUCCUCCUCCUCCUCCCGACCUCCUCCGCUCCGCAUCGCGGCGGCCUCCAACCCUAAGGCCCGGUUCGUCGCCCGGAGGAAGGAGUCCGUCUCCGUCAGGCAGCUGGACCGGCCUUUGAGUGAGUACAUGAGCUUGCCGGCGAGCCAGUACUCGGUAUUGGACGCGGAGAGGAUCGAGAGAGUGGAUGACAAGACGUUCCGGUGCUACGUUUAUAGGUUCAAGUUCUUCGCGUUCGAGGUGUGCCCUGUUUUGCUGGUUCGGGUGGAAGAGCAGCCCGAUGGCUGUUGCAUUAAGCUUUUGUCGUGCAAGCUUGAGGGCUCGCCAAUUGUUGCUGCUCAGAAUGAUAAAUUUGAUGCUUCUAUGGUGAACCGAAUAUCAUGCGAGAGCUAUCAAAGGACGUCAUCGCUGCAGCAACUCACUUCAGACACAACUAUUGAGGUUAGCAUUGACAUUCCUUUUGCAUUUCAAGCUAUUCCAGUGCAAGCCAUUGAAUCAAGUGGCACUCAGAUUCUCGAGCAAAUACUCAGGAUCAUGCUUCCACGCUUUAUGACCCAGCUUGUGAAAGAUUAUCAAGCGUGGGCUUCUGGUGACACCUCAAGGCAGCCUCUUGGAACGGGUAAAAUCUGAAUGGUAGAAGGCUGCGCAUGUUACCGUUUCUAUUAAUAACUUGGCUGCCUAUGCGAGUCAGGCACACGUUGUCAGUCCUGCAGGAUCCAAUGGUUGCUCUGGUUUAGCAUAUGCAAUUUUUUUUGUUAGUUCAUGGGCUGGCCACCGAAAUUAGUGCAAGCAACUCUUGUGUAUAGCGUUGUUCUAGCUUUUCUUUGGACAUUCACAUGGAUUAUGCUUCACCUUUUCCAUAAAAUACAUUCAUUGAAAUUGCCGCAUGUUGUGAAAGCUGUUUGAAUCAGGCCCUCCUAUGUUCUGGUGUGGCACUUGUAUCUCAUCUCCGCUUUCUUUUA